GGCGCCUUACAGAAGCGCAAUUUUACAUUGGUGACAACAAAUUUGAACGUUUUAAAAUGACUCAAUCGAUCGUGGUUCAAGUGGGACAAUGUGGAAAUCAAAUUGGUUGCCGAUUCUGGGAUUUGGCUUUGAGAGAACAUGCCAGCACAAAUAAGAAUGGAUUAUUUGACGAGUCCCUUAACAGUUUCUUCCGAAAUGUUGAUACAAGAUACAAAAAUCCAGUGGAUAUUCCUUUGGGAAAUGCAAAGCAGAAGAUAAAGUCAUUAAAGGCCAGGGUACUGGUUCUGGUUUGGGUACAUCGGUACUAAAUCUCCUCGCAGAUGAAUACCCAGAUGUGUAUCGCUUCACUACAGCUGUGUUCCCAUCGGCCGAUGAUGAUGUUAUCACAUCCCCAUAUAACAGUGUCCUUGCCAUGCAUCAGCUGACUGAGUUUGCAGACUGUGUUCUUCCAAUAGAAAACCAGGCUUUAGUGGACAUCUGUAAUAAAGUUACAAGUGCUCUACCACCAUCCAAGACUGGUAAGAAGGUGUUCUCUUCAAGCAGCCACUCGCGUGUAAAAGCCAGUAGUGCUGUCACGUCAGGUGAAGGGGGUGUCGACAAAGGACCUGAGAAGCCAUUUGACAACAUGAACAACAUUGCUGCAAAUCUUAUACUGAACAUGACAAGCUCUGCAAGAUUUGAAGGCUCCCUAAAUGUCGAUUUAAAUGAAAUCACUAUGAAUUUAGUGCCAUUUCCCAAGAUCCACUAUCUAGUCUCCAGCCAGACACCACUUUACAGCCUCACAGAUGUGAACCUUCCACCGCGACGACUUGAUCAAAUGUUCACGGAUGCUUUCUCAAAAGAUCAUCAGCUCAUUAAAGCUGAUCCUAAAAACAGCUUGUACUUGGCAUGUGCUUUGAUGCUCAGAGGAAAUGUUGAAAUUUCAGACAUUAGGAGAAAUAUUGAAAGACUCAAACCCUCUUUGAAGUUUAUUCAUUGGAAUCAAGAAGGAUGGAAGACUGGACUGUCCUCUGUUCCCCCAGUAGGUCAUCCAUACUCACUCUUAGCCCUAGCGAACAAUACAUGCAUCAGGCACACUUUUCAAGACCUUAAGGAUCGCUUUAUGAAGCUCUACAAGCGCAAGGCUCAUGUUCAUCACUACACUCAU
Messenger RNA from Stylophora pistillata, 1147 nucleotides. Its product is annotated as tubulin epsilon chain. Gene Ontology annotation, cellular component: microtubule. The record is from RefSeq and is a predicted model, not a curated record. Lineage: Eukaryota; Metazoa; Cnidaria; Anthozoa; Scleractinia; Pocilloporidae. Gene Ontology annotation, molecular function: GTP binding. Gene Ontology annotation, biological process: microtubule-based process.